Glycine soja is the source of this 994-nucleotide messenger RNA. Its product is annotated as probable WRKY transcription factor 70. Gene Ontology annotation, molecular function: sequence-specific DNA binding; DNA-binding transcription factor activity. The record is from RefSeq and is a predicted model, not a curated record. The coding region runs from base 57 to 854 and encodes 265 amino acids. Gene Ontology annotation, biological process: regulation of DNA-templated transcription. NCBI's taxonomy places the organism in Eukaryota, Viridiplantae, Streptophyta, Magnoliopsida, Fabales, Fabaceae. The transcript is spliced from 3 exons.
GAGGCAAGGCAAGGAAGAAGAAUAUAUUUGAGGAUAGUGAAGUGAUAGAAGAAAGAAUGGAUGAUAGAAAGGUAUUGGAGGAGCUUGUGAAAGGGCGUGAGUUUGCUAAUCAACUUCGACAAGUGAUGAUUAAUGGAAAAGAUAAUGAUUCACCAUUUGUUCGAAGUCUUGCCAAGAACGUGCUCAGAUCCUUCACCAACACGCUCUUCCUCUUGGACAAGUAUCCCUCUUACGAGGUUUCUCCCAGUACUAAAUCUGAGGACUCUCAAGAAAGUUGCAAGAGUUUUAACAGUAAGAACAAAAGAGGCUGCUACAAGAGAAAAAGAAAUACACAAGAACGGGAGGAGGUGUCUCAAACUCCAAAACUGGAUGGCCACCAAUGGAGAAAGUAUGGCCAAAAAGAGAUCCUCAAUGCUAAGUACUCAAGGAACUACUACAGGUGCACUCACAAGUAUGAUCAGAAUUGUCAAGCAAUAAAACAAGUGCAAAGAAUUCAAGAGGAUCCUCCCUUGUACAAGACCACCUAUUUGGGCCACCACACAUGCAAUGACUUUCUAAACUCUGCAAUCAUACUUGAUUCCAAUAAUGAUCCUUCGGACACUUCCAUAUUGCUAAGCUUUAACAACACCUUCCCUACUCCAACCAAACAAGAGUGCCCCUUUUUAUCAUCUUUUCCCUCACCAUCAUCAGGGAAAAAAGAGGAGGUGAUUCCCUCUUCUUCCCCACCAGAAACCUCCUUAGAUGAUUCUUCAAGGCAUAAUAAUGUCACUCUACCACCACCUGAUUUCUGGGAUGUUAUGUUUGAUUCUGUUGACCUUGAUGAUGUCAACCUUUUGUUGGAUUGUGAUGACUAAUUGGGUCUGCAAAUUAAUUUCCUUUUCAAUUUGAUAGGAGUGGUUGCUAUUUAUAUAUGAAGUGUUUAAUUGAAGCCAAUUAGAGUACAAAUGUUGCUUCAUCCUUUUCUUGCUAGUUCCAUCAUUGUUUUUUUUUGUUU